AAAAUAUGACGGGAUUCCUCGUUUCAGCCUACACAGCACUGGUUAUUGGGGAACUACAUUUCCCACAAUCCCUGACAUUAAGCAUCACUUCUCUUCACGUGAUAUUGUGGCGUUUCUAAUUUUCCCGUCUGGCUGUGCUGCAACUAUUGUGAGAACAGAGUGAGAAAUAAUCUUAAGGACGAUGAAUCCUACAAUAAACCCAGGGUCUCCUUCAGCUAUUUCUUCUGGGCAUUUUUUGCACUGCUCUGUCUUGUCAAGGAAUAUGGGCUGUAGCCACAACAUCCUCCCAAACUGGGAACGUGAUGUGCCAUGCACCAUUCCACGGAUGAAACCCAGACACAGAUUGGUGAAUUUCAGUGGUGUACAAGGGUCUCGGUAAUCAUAUGCUGUACCGAUCAGUAUCCCUUGCUUUCAAGCGACAUCUGGAAAGCCAAGAUCAGGAACCCAGUUCUAAACAUUUUCUCUCAGAGGAGAAGAUGGCUGCCCGUUUUAACUCCCUUAGCCUGGACAAUGACCACAUCUACAGUUCUAACGGCUUCCCUGUCCGCUGUGAAAACCCCAGAUGGCAGCAGGCAUACACACAGUUGAAAGAGCUACAACAGAGCCUUCUACAUCUCAGGCUGUCUCAAGAUGGAGCAAGUGAAGAAACCAACUUUACAGAGGAAGAGCUGACUACAGUCAUUGUAGAUGGUGAAUUCAUGAUGGGAGACUGCCCUAUGCUGGUGCCGUCUUCUUUCAUGUUAGAAGGACUUGAAGAAAGCAGUGUCACCCCUGAAGAAAUGUUUCUUUCUCUGAAUCCUUGUACCGAAGUUGUCCUGUGGAGCCCUCAGAGUAACUCCCUCUUGCACACCAUUAGGACACUGAUGUCUCCCUCAUCGGUCCAGCCCCAUCUAGAAGCAGUGUCAAACCAAGAGGAAAUGGAAAUAUGAACCACCAACCCUAAUUUUACUUCCCUUUGAAGUGAAAUUCAGUUCUCUGUCUGGCUGUGUCAACAAAAAGCACCUUUAUCCAGUCAAUAUAAACAUUUUACUACAAAUAUUUUACUUGGCCAUGGUGGCAUUUGUUUUUAGCCAGCUGCAAUAAUCUGAUCUUAUCUCUUCCAUCCCCAUAAUGUACAGUAUACCUGCAACUAAGUUCAAUAUAUAUCACUAUAUUUUCUCUUUCAAUAAGCAAUCAGUGAAUACUUACUUGGAUACUGUAAUAUACUUUAAAUAAGGGUUAAAUGGGCAUUCCAACCACUUCUUUUAUACUUGAUUAGCACAUAUUUUUAAUGUCCAUCGAAGUUGGAAGAAUUUAAGUUUUUUUUUCUUGACUUUUUGUUUCCAAUAAAGAGAAUUCAACACUUUUA
Molecule: messenger RNA, 1348 nt
Organism: Crotalus tigris (Tiger rattlesnake)
Lineage: Eukaryota; Metazoa; Chordata; Lepidosauria; Squamata; Viperidae
Gene: HCFC1R1
Product: host cell factor C1 regulator 1
Exons: 6
Coding region: 384-929 (181 amino acids)
Source: RefSeq, a predicted model, not a curated record